CACUCCAAGUGAGCAGCACACCACCCCCUCUCCACUCUUCACCGCUGCCGGCCGGCCCGCCAAAUCUGGUCGAACCCUAACCACCUAUCCCCUUCCUCUCCGGUCGGACCUGCCGCCCGAUUCUUCAGCCCGUCAUGGACUCGCCGGUGCUACCAACCGCCGACCGCCGGACGCACCUCUCGCUCCUCGCGGACGAGAUCCUGGAGGAGAUCUUCCUCCUCCUGCCCACCCCGGAGGCGCUCGCCUGCGCGUCCGCCGCCUGCACCACCUUCCGCCGCGUCAUCACCGACCGCCCCUUCCUCCGCCGCUUCCGCAAGCUCCACCCGCCGCCCCUCCUCGGCCUCAUCAGCGACAGGGGCGGCGGCUUCCAGCCAGCCCAGGCGCCGCACCCCUCCGCGCGGCUCGCCCGCGCCCUCCUCGACGCCGCCGAUUUCACCUACUUCUUCGUGCCCAAGCCCAAGGAAGGGUGGCUCAGCCCCUGGCAUCCCCGCGACGUCCGCGACGGCCGCGUCCUCCUCGACUGCAGGGUCCCGGGGAGAACCUUCAGAUCCGCCCUCGCCGUGUGCGAUCCCUUGUCGCGGCGAUACGUGCUGCUGCCGCCCGUGCCCGACGAGGACAUAACGGCCCAGGAAGGACGCCCGGCUGAAUUGGCGCCAGUCCUCGCCCCCGUCGGUGACCAUGAGGAUGAGACGUCGUUCAGGGUGAUAUGCAUGGCGCACUACAGAACCAAGAUUGUAGCGUUCGUCUUCUCGUCCGUUACUCGGCAAUGGUGUAUAGCUGCAUCUCCCAGCUGGAGCUCUUUGGGCACAGACCGCCCCCAUGGUCUGCAGAACAGUUCUGAUUUGGGAGGAUGCCGUGGCUUGUCAAGUUUCGACCAUGUGCGUGGCAGCGUCUACUCAACAUCGCCUUGGAUGGACAAAUUUCUCGUUCUGGACACAAAGAGAAUGGAGUUUUCCACUAUCAGCGAUCACAGUGGCUUCCAUAAACUGCUUAGACGUCUGCCUGGCCAGGCACUUGCAGAACACGGUAUGCACCACCGAGCUCGGCCUGGCCAGACCAGAAGUCUGCCUGGCUCUGUAGUGGGUAGAGAAGGGUCCCUUGAGUUGUUGUCUCUUGUUGGUGAUCACAGUCCAAAUGGAUUGUUUAGUCUUGUUUAUACCAGUCAAAAUAACAGCGAAUCUCCCAAGGAAUGGGAGCUGGAGAAUGUUAUAUCUUUGCCUGACCAAUAUGACUAUUUCACUGUGGGGGCAGCUGAGGGAUUCUUAUUUCUCGGAGGCACUACAGAAUCUCAGCAGGACUGUCAUGAAACUGAAUGGGUGGAUACUUGGCAUAUAGAUUAUUUUUCACUGGAGGUCCCCACUUCAGAACUUAAGAAGAUCUGUAGGAUGAUAAAGCCAUGCUUCAACCAUGAACGUGUCCACCCAUACUUUGGCUUCCCACCAUCGUUGUCAAGACCGACUAUAUGAAGUUGGAUGAACUCAUUUUGCUUUCGAUGUCUUUAUCUGGGCCAUGCAUCUGCUGCCGUUGAGGAUAGAUGGAAGACGGUGCUCGAUGUAGUAAUAUACUACCUCUGUUUUUAAAUAUGAGACGUUUUGGCAGUUCAACAGAGGGUGUAUGUUUGGAAAUAGUGUUGUGUUAAAUGUAUUUAAGCAAAGACAUGUUGUGACUUUUAUCUAGCAUUAAUAUGUACCCAUGUGCAUAUACUGUUGAUGUGCUGGGAGAAUGGCCUUCACCACUGCGGUGAACUCGUGUACCACUAAUAAGAGACAUGUUAUAUUCGGAGAA
Messenger RNA from Hordeum vulgare subsp. vulgare (domesticated barley), 1785 nucleotides. RefSeq lists its product as uncharacterized. Bases 135 to 1466 code for a protein of 443 amino acids. The transcript is spliced from 2 exons. Gene Ontology annotation, molecular function: protein binding. NCBI's taxonomy places the organism in Eukaryota, Viridiplantae, Streptophyta, Magnoliopsida, Poales, Poaceae. The record is from RefSeq and is a predicted model, not a curated record.